AUGUCUUUGCCAACGAAUGUUGUGAUGGCUAGCCAACCAUCAUCAUCAUCACUCAACUCUACCACUCUAGACUUGGCCAACAACAACAACAACGAACAGGAUAAUCACCACCACCACCACCCUGUUUCUUCUCCCAUCUCCACUACUACUACGACCGCAUUAUUAUUGACUCAACAACCAUCAUCGUUAUCAUCGCACUUUGAAAAGAACAUGAUUGGCAGCGGGUCGAUGGAUGGCACCAUGAAUACAUCCACAACAACAACCACAACAACAACCACAACAACAACCACAACAACAACAGCAGUAGCAUCAUCAUCCGAAUUAUCAUCAUCAUCAUCACUCAACAACAACACCUCGGGUGGUACUGGUGGUGGUACUGGUGGUGGUGGUGUGAUGAAUGAUGAUGAAACACUUCAUAGUAGAAGUAGUGGUGGUGGUGGUGGUGAUAUUGACCUGGACCAGAACAACCAUCGAUUACCACCAGUACAGAACACCACCAACACCAUCAACACCACUGACAACAUCGAUGAAGGAUUUGUACAAAACACAAGCAGCAGCAACAACAACAACAUUCUCACCACCACAUUGACCACCACCACCACCACUCAUUCACUAUUACCACCAAUGAAUAAUCCUUUUCAUCUCAUUCAUGACCUCAAUGAAUUUCCAAUUAAUAACCGAUAUCACAAAGAUCUAAGACCUUUUCUAGAGCGUUAUGAAGAACAACCUCAUCGAGUGAGAUCCAUCGAUCAUGAAAAUGUGAACAUGAUAUUAGGUGAUUGGACUGUGUUAACGAUGGAUGAUUUCACACAAUCCAAUUAUCAUCAAGUCCAUCCACCACAUUUGUAUUUUCAUUAUGUAGAAUCAGUCAUGCAAUCACCCAAAUCCACCAAUAGUCAUCAUAGUACUGUGACAACAGCUACGAAUACUUCAUCCUCUAAGAAUCCCAAUAUGAUCAUGGUAAUGACUCAACCACCAUUCAUCACUUCACAACAAGAACAUUUAAUGAUGAUUGGAAAUCCACAUUUAAAACUUUAUCCACAACAACCACAACCACAGCCACCACAUUUUCAAGCAUCUCCUCUCUCUUCACACACCACCCAUUAUGGAGGAGCAUUGACGAUCACUUCUUCAUUGAAUAUUAAUAGUAGUAGUGGCAAUGGGAGUGGCAAUGGUGGUGUUAGUAAGAACAAUCCUAAUGAUACAACAACAACAACAACUGCACACAAAGACGACAACAACAACCAUGUUGCAUCAAAACAGUACCACCACCACCACAACAACAACACGACCACCUCCUCAGGAUCCGCAACAUCCUCUCAUCCUCAGCAUCUUCAUGGAACCACACAAAGAACACAACAUGUUCGAUCACCUCAUCAUCCUCCUCACUGCACUAUUGCAACUUGUCAUGCUCUCUCUUCCAAUGAAUUGACCUAUUCCGAAGAUGAUGAUGAUGAUUUGGAUGAAUUUGAAGAAGAGAGUGAUCUCUCAUCCAUCAAUGAUAACACUAAUACUGCAUCAGAUUCAACAACAGCAGCAACAUCAUCCAGUCCAUCAAAUGCUCUCACUAAAAAACAUAAUGGAAAUUUACUCGUGAAUGCAGUCAUUAAUCAUCAAAAACAACAAUCGAAAAACAAGAACAGUAUGGCAUCGUCAUCGAAUGGAUCGAUUGGAGGAGGAACCUCAACAAGUGGUGAUUAUUCCUUACAUCAAAUUCCAGCCAUGAAUUUAUCUGGAAUGGUCACAACACUCAAUCAUCCAUACAACAAUAACAACAACAACAACACGAUCAACAACAACAACAUCACCUCCUCCUCCUCCUCCUUUGGAUCGGAUCAUUUUAACACGACCAUUCAAAGAAUGCCAAGUAGUUCAAGUACUGCAAGUAGUGCGAGUAACCACACGACCAACAACAGUUACAGCACUCAUCACAUCGUUUCAACACCUAAAAGAAGUUCACCAAGAAAUAAUCAAGUCUUUCAGAGCAGUAAUAAUAAUACGAGUAGUAAUAGUAGUGGCUCAUCUUUCAUGAUGACUCAACCUUCUUCUUUGACUGUGAAUUACAACAAAUUUGAAAGAGACAUGAUGAUUCAAAAUGGAGAAUAUAACAGUUCGAUUGGAAUUCCUCGUGUUCAUCCCAUCAUGUCUACGAAUCAAAAUACCAUAAUGACAACGACCAGUACUGCUUCUUCUGUGAAUAAUAAUAAUUACAACCUCACUAAUACUCGUGCCACCAUCGAUGUCAUCACCAAUGAUUAUUUAUACAAUGACACAGAAGAUUCUCUCCUCAUGAUGAUGGAUCAUGGAAGUGAAAGUGAUGGUGGAUCUUCAAGUUCAAUCAUGAUGGUUAAUGAACACGUCACAGACAUUGAAAGUGAUGCCCUCUCUCCUCAUACUAAGAAUGUAUUUGAACAAAUGGGUAAAUCCACUGUGAUUCAACUUUCAGGAUCCUAUCAACAUCAAACCUUGUCAUUGUCUGAUUCCAAUUCUUUAAAGAGAGGAGGAGGAAUUGUAAAAAAGAGACUUUCAGGAGGAGAUACUUUUAAGAAGAAUCUUUCCUUCAAUUCGAGUGGUGGUCAAAGUUCUUCAAAUUUUCAAAUCGCAUCUCCUCCUCCUCAUCCAGAGAGAUCUACCAUUGCUUCUUUUGAAGAAACAUGUCGACAAAGUGUCUUUGGUAGAAUUGAUAGUGAUGAUGAAGAAUGUGAGGAUGAAUUUUAUGCAACAACCACCAAUUCAACAACAGAUGGCACAAGUCAAAAUUACAACAGAGAGGAUUAUGAACAGCAACGUACUUCAUUCAUUGCUUCGAGUCAUCAUUUCUUAGAUACGAGUCGUAGUGGUAGUGGUGUGAGUGGCAGUGGCAGUGGUGUGAGUCCAUACAUGACAAUCACAACGACAGUUUCAAAUGAAACCUCUUCAAACAAUCACACUGCAAGUAGUAAUAGUGAAAAGAAAUCUUCAAGUUCUGUUCGUGUGAGAAGUAUUGGACAACUCUCAGAGAUUCAAAACAAAAACAAACAACAAGUGAAUCGAUCAAGUUUCUUUGAUUUUAUUCGAAAGAAACCUAAAAAAACCAAUCAAGAGGAUGACAAUGUGAGUACGACGAGUAGUACUAAUCAUGGAGAACUCUCUGUUCCAAUGGAAGAGAAGAAAGAAAAGAUGGAUUUGAUUGCUGGUGAAUCUGUUUCACAAAUUCAUGAACAAUUGUAUGGAAAGAAAAAGACAAAGAAAGUUAGUAUUUUCACAAAACUCAAAGCAAAAGGCAUUCGUCCAAAAGAUUUGAAACGUAUUGAAGGAUUUCGAUCGACAGAAACCUCUAUCACACACUAUGAAUUGGAAGAUGUUCAUCGAGUCAUUUCAUAUUACAAUAAUACCUAUUUCUGGAAUGGAGGUGCUGAAAUUGAGAGAUGUAAUCGUACCAGAAAGGUUCCUCCUCUCUACAACAAUAUUAGCAAAUUGAUGUAUCUCAUCUUUGAAUUUGAGGAAUUUACAUUAUCCAAAUUUGGACUAUUGGAACCAUUCUUUUGUAAAGUUGCACUCUAUGAUGUGAGAAAUGAUACAAAAUUGACUGAAGAUUUUUGUUUCUUUAUUGAACCAAGUAAUAGUGGUAGCAAUAGUAGCAGCAGCAGCAGCAGCAAUAGCAACAUUGGCACUAGUAAUCGAUCUCAAAACAACCUCAACAACAGCAACUUUAACAACAAUUCCAUUGGAUACUCUUUUCACAAACUUGGUAAACUCACACAACGUCAUAUCAAAGCUGUGAACAAGAAACAAAACUUUGAGAAACCUUCUGCUAUGUUUGUCUUUGAAAAACCCAAUCACACAGAUGUGUAUAUCGCUUUCACAAUUGAAAAGAUUUAUUGUGGAUCCUAUAUUGAAGAUGCUUGGAAAGACUACAAGAGUGGAAAUGAAAAGGCCACUAAAAAGUACAUUUUCAUGAUGGAGGAAUUUUGGAAGGCCAGCAUGCUUCGUCAACCAUUUAUGGUAUUUGGUCAAAAACUCUUUUAUGAAGGAAAGAAUGAAAACACAAUAGAUCCUCACCAUUCUCAAUCUGUGUCAAUCGAAGUCUUGGAGGGACAAGUCAAGAUCAAUAAGGCCUAUCGCAUUCCCACUUAUUCCACCCAUCCCUUCGACACACUCACCUUCCUAAAAUGGUUGUCCGGAAGUUCCAAUCUCCCCAUUCAUGGAAGUAGUGCCGACUUUUCGACAUUCAAUAUGGAUGAUGAUAAGAAUCACAUGCCAGUCAAAUUCUUGUUCCAAACGAAUACUGCUACUCGAGAUAAGCUUGCAUCCUAUUUACAUGCCUUCUCCACACGUAAAUCAAAAACAUCUUCUCAAUCGCAUCAUGCCAGUCUUCGAUUAACAAGCACCGAUUUGAGUAUGUUCAUGCAAGAUGAUAAUGAAGGAUCCAAAGUCAUGGCUCGAUUGGACAAAUCCAAAGGAUCCUUCUCUGUGUUGGAUACUUUUUACAAAUUAUUCCCAGUCGUUGAACCUUUGGAGAGAAUUGUGGAUCAACAAACAAGUCCCAAUGGAUAUCAUUAUCAAAUUGAUUUCAAUUUAAGAAACACUCUAUACAUUUAUCCUGAUACAUGUGACUUGUCUUCACUUUCCAAAACUGGAACUGUUUAUGUGAAAGUAUCGUAUCGAAAGAAUGAUUCAGCAACGGCUACCAAAGAAUCACGUAUUGCAGAUAAUUUCAAUGCUGACAAUAUGUUUAAUUUUUAUUACACUUGUCUCACACACAAAAAGUUAACACCACAAUUUUACGAUGAAAUUCGACUUGAAAUUCCAUCCUCUGCAAAUAUUGUCGACAAAUCUCAUGUUCUUUUUGAAUUUUAUGAUAUUGAUCCAAUAAGAGGAUUAGGUGGUCGAGCUCCUCAAAAUAGUGACAUUGAUUUAUCACAAGAUGGAAUCACUAAUACUCAACUCAUUGGAUUUGCAUUUUUGAGAGAUGUCACAAAUCAUUGUGUUGUGAAAGAUGGUUAUCAUACUCUUUCAAUUUUCAAGAGUCAAAAACUUGUGGAUAAUUAUUUGAGUGUUUACACAGAGUUACCAAUUUCUCAAAGCUCUUACUUUACAAUCAGAACAAAGGCAAUGACUUGCUUUUACGCUCAAGAUCCCUAUGCAGCAUCCUUUUUAGAUCUUUGUGAUCGAUUCUACAAAAUCUUUGAUACCUUGCAACACCAAAAGGAACAUCCACACAUGACACGAACGAAUGAAUUCUUUUCAAAAGCUGAAGAAUUACUUCAUCAAGCAAGAUCUCAACUUGACAAUCUUCGAGAGGCCAAUUUUGCCGAGUUAUUGAAUCAUGCUCCCAAAGUCAUGAAUGGUCUUUUAACACUUAUUUGUAAAUUAUUUUUAUUGAAAUUACAAUCACCCAUGAAGGGAGGAUUGAGUGGAGGAGGAGGAGGAGGUGCUGUUGGUGGAACAACGAGUGGUUCAUUGCAUUUGACCACUCUACAGAAUGAAAACUAUGACAAUGAUCAACAAUUAUUAUUCAUUACACAAGCUCGUGUCAUUGUUCCUGAACUCAUUUCCAAAGCAGUCAUGUGUCUAUUGUUCUUUUUGAAUGGAAUUGAAACUGUGACCAAUCUUGUUGGAAGAUCUAAUUAUUACAUUUCAAUUUUCAUUUCAUAUUUUGCAAGACAACAUCCAGACAUUGAAAAACCUGUUUUUAAAAUUAUUUUGGAUGAAAUGAUGACUUUUAUUGAAAAUUGGCAAGAAACGAGAGCCAAUGAACAAUUGAAAAAGAAUCCAAAACCCAUCGAUGUGAAUGUCUUUUCACCAAAAAUUUCAGAUUUGAAUUUCAAACCAACUACUACAACCUCCACCAACACCACCAACAACUUCCCAAACAAUACUUUCCAAUUUUCAUCUCUCUCUGAAAGACCCAAUCCCAAACAAGCAGAAACUCUCAUUCGUGAUUAUAAAGAUUUCAUUCAGAGAGAACGAAAGAAAACCUCUUCCAACUUUAAAUCAAAGAAUAGUAGUAGUAGUAGUAGUGGUGGUGGUAUUGGUGGUAUUAGUGGUAUUGGUAUUGGUGGUACAAGUAGUAGUAGUAUUGGUAUUGGUGGUAUUAGUGGUAUUAGUGGUAUUGGUGGUAUUGGUGGUAGCGAUGAAUUCAGUUCAUUGAAUCAAAUCAUUUCAACUCAUAGUGAAUCGAAUCCUAUUCGAAAGAUGAGUGCUUUGGGUUUCACUGCUGUUGAUAUUAUGAAAUUUGGAUGGUUCUUCUUUGAUUUAAUGACCAAGAAUAUCAUUGUAUUGAACGAGAAUGAAUCAUUACAUAUUACUAGUGGUACGAGUAGUAGUAGUAGUAGUAGUAGUGGUGGUGGUGGUGAUAAUACUAGUGGUAAUACUAGUGCUGAUGCUGGUACUAGUGCUGGUACGAGUAGUGUUACUACUAGAUUUGUCGCUUCUCAAAAAUUUGAACCUGAAUCUCUUGUGAAACGAAUGAAAAGACUCAUUCGAUUGGUGGCUCCUCUUCAAUUGGAAUGUUUUGAAAAGAGAUUUAAAGAUGCAACUGUUUAUACUGCUGCCACUAAUUUUAAUGUGGAUUUGGCUCUCUUUUUGAAGGACAUGACUCACCUCAUGGAUUUCAAACAUGUCCGAGAGAUUAUUUUGGAAUAUUUCACAGUCUUUGAAGAGAGAUUGAACAAGGACACUGCCAUUUUCUACAUGUUGCAAUUUUUAGAGAUUUUUGUCGAACACGAUCACUUUUAUUUCCUCAUUCAGGAUUCAGAAAAUCAAUUCAUUGUUAAAAAACUCAUUGAUUGUGUCAUUUGUGGAUUGACUCAGAAAACUGAUGAAUUGAAAACCAUUUCACUCAAAGUUCUCAAAAAUAAUUUAACCAAAAUGGAUUUUGAUGAACGAUUGCAAUCCAAACAAGAUCGACAAUUUAUUGGAAGUUUAUAUUUUGAUUUUGUGAAACAAUUUAUUGAAAAGAAGCAAGAAAUCUCGGAAUGUUUGACAUUCACAGAUGAAUUAGGAGAUUUAUUUGCAUGUUUCUAUCACAUCAUUAAGAAUGUAGAUUCCACUCAACUCUGUGAAUACUUUUCAUCACUUGAACCUUUACAUAUUCUUUCAUUCGUUGAUAUUCUUCAAGUCACUGUCAUGCUCAUGAGUAUUCACAAUCAACCUGAAGUUCAACUUUGUUUUCAUGAAGUUUAUUUGGAACUCUUUGAAAAAACUAUUGUUCAAUUAUAUUUAAUUCCAAAGAGUCACAAGUAUAUGGAAAGAGCGAAUCAUAUUCUCAGUCAUUAUAAGGAAAAUUUAUUAAGUUUAUAUUUGAGUGGAGAAGAGGAUCAUUCAGAAGCCAAGGACUUGAUUGAACAAUUAAGUCGUGAUGUGCUGCGAAUGGAAAGGAUGGAAUUGAAAAAUGUUCAACAGGAUGAAUGUGGUAAUGUUACUUCUAAUGCUACUUCUACAAAUUCAACUUCUGCUACAAAUGCCACUUCGAAUGCCACUAAUGAGAUUUAUCUCUUUUAUGAAAUCUUUGACAAAUCUCUUCACUUUUUAUUGUCCAUUCUGUUACUCUCUCCCUAUUUAGAUUCAGAACAUAAGAGAGUUCUCUUUGAGAAUUAUUUACAUCCAUUCAUUCGUCAAUUCAAACCAUUCUUCUUUAUUAAUGAAUUUAUGAAAUCAAGGACAUCAGACUUGGAAAGUAAGAACACCACCAUCACCACCAUGAUGAUGAAUAAUCCUCAUCAUCAUCAUCACCACAAAUCCUCUCAUUAUUAUCGAUGGGUACCUUCCACAUUGAGUACCAAAUUAGGUCUCUUUAACAACAUGACUCCCAAUAACACCACAACAGUAGUACCACCAGGUGCAAGAUUUGGAACCAAUCAUGACAACAAGAGCAAUAGUGGUGGUAAUGUUGGUGUUGGUAAUGUUGGUGUUGGGUUUCAUUCACAUGAUCAUUCUCUCUUUUUAAAUCCUUCCGAAGAGAGAAAUCCAAAAUGGAAACCUCUAUUGGCAAGUAUACUCUCGUAUUGUUUCUUUCCAACUGCGAGUGAAACGCAUCACAUGGUUCGUGAAGUACUCUAUCACUUGUUAGAAGUCUAUCAAAUGGAAAAAAUUGAAUCCAUUGAUCGUUUAUUGUCACGACAAGAGCUUCACAUGCAAAAAUUAUUGACCUAUGGUGGAAUUCUACAUGCUGGUAAAGAAACACCUCACAUGUCCUUGGAAGCAUUGGAACAAUUGAAUUAUCUCAAAUUAGAAAAAUUAGUUGAAAAAUUAUUUGAGAAUGGAGCAGAUUACAAACCAUUGCCAUAUCCAGAAGUAUUCUUUUAUAGUUACUUGUUCUUUACAACUCCUAAUCAAUUGUUAAUGCUCAUUCGACAAUGUCUCUUUAAAUAUGCUCAAGAUCCACACAAUGAACACAAGAAUGCUCAAAUUCUAAACAUCACCUUGUCCAUCAAAUUAUGGAUUGAAAAGCACUUUUCGGAUAUGAAUCCUCCAUUUAUUUGUAGUUUGAUUGAAUUUUUAGAUAAUGAUUUAACAAUGGUCAUCAAACAAGUAGCAUUUGAAUGUUACUAUUUAUUGGAACAAGUGAAACACUCUCUGAUUCAUUGUUUACUUGGAAUCGAUAAACAAAUGUUGAAAGAAAAAGAAUCAAAAAAGCCAACUCCAAUCAUUCCAAGUGGAUUCUCCAAAAUGAAACUCAAUUUGAGAACAACAUCAGCACCAUCAAACUUUGAAUUUGCUCAAUGGAGCCCAACAGAAAUUGCUCGACAACUCUCUCUCAUUGAUUUUGAAUUUUUCAAACAAGUGGAUAAUAAGGAAUUGUGUGCACCAAGUGCACCACCAUCAAAAUCAGCUGCAUUUGAUUUGACAUCUUCAUCGACCAUUCAGAGACCACAUCUCACUCAAUUGAUUCAACGUAAUAAGGAUUGUGAAACAUGGGUCAUUUCAACCAUUUUGAGAGAAAAAGAUUUAACCAAGAGAACUGAACUUAUUUUCAAAUUCUGUCAAUUAUGUGAAGAGUUGUUGCAAUUGAAUAAUAUUUAUGGGUUGUUUGCAAUCUAUCGUGGAUUGAGUCAUCAUUCAAUUUUGAGAUUGGUGAAGAGUUGGUCCAAGGAAGCUAAAAAGAUUUAUCGUCACAUCCAUGACACAUACUUUGCAAGAAAUGAAAUUGCUAAGGAGAAUUUGUCGAAGAGAAUCAACACCUCCAAACAUCCAGUGAUCCCACCCAUUAACAAUUACUUGAAAUCAAUUAGAGAUUGCAAUUUAGAACCAACGUUCAGACAAUCCAAUGGUGCUACCCUGAUCAACUUUUCGAAAUGUUGCAAGUUGGUGGAAGUGUUGCAGAGUGUGAGAAAUUUCCAAGAAGUUGGUUACAACUUUGAACCCAUUCCCUAUCUCAUCAAAGCUUUAUGUGUGGAUUUUUUCGAUGAAGAGUUUUUGAUUGCUGACGAUGCUGAAGCAUUAGAAUUUUCAAAUAAUUUGGAAUCAGAUUAA
Naegleria fowleri is the source of this 9456-nucleotide messenger RNA. RefSeq lists its product as uncharacterized. Gene Ontology annotation, molecular function: guanyl-nucleotide exchange factor activity. Lineage: Eukaryota; Heterolobosea; Eutetramitea; Acrasida; Naegleriidae. Bases 1 to 9456 code for a protein of 3151 amino acids. The record is from RefSeq and is a predicted model, not a curated record. The transcript has 3 exons. Gene Ontology annotation, biological process: small GTPase-mediated signal transduction; positive regulation of GTPase activity.